UCUGAAGUCGGUAGUGUCUACUAGUAUUCUAGUAUACAUUUUUAAUAUUAAAGUUGUAAAAUGAUGUAUUUAUUACUUAUAUUCUUAGUUUGUUCGUGUAGCGCUAUGGAAUUGGAAGAUAAAUUCGAUCGCUACAUAAUAUCGUGUCAUUCGACGGACUUCGAGUGUUUCCGGCGUCAGUAUAAGAACCUGCGCGACCACGUGUUGAUGGGAAAUAUGCGCCUGGGCAUCCCCACCUUCGAGAACUACAUCUUCAAGUAUGGCAACACUGGGACGUGCAUCAAACUCGGCGGGCUGGAGCAGAGCGAGCUUGGAGGGAUACAAUUGGACACCAACAAUAAGGAGUUAAUAUGGACCUUAGAUCUGCCUUUCAAAAUACAACAGAUACAGAACUUCUCAGCGAGAUGCGUGAAGCCGGAAAACGUGCUUUGGACAAGCGGACUGGUGUGGUUGGACCGGCGCAUGGGCGGCCGGCGCUUCCGUAUCCGGCUCCCCCGCACCCCGCGCAUAAUCAAACACGCACGCAAAUUCACGAAUAUUGAUCCCAAACUAGCGAGCAAAAAUGGCCCUUUGAAGAAAUUCACUGGAAAUGCGACAAUCCAAGUAUCAUACCCGUACACCCUGAAGAAGAAGCGGAGCGAGGUGUACAUGGUGCUUGGAGACGAGAACCUGGACGUGAUCCUGGACAUCCCAGACCUGAGCCACUACAACAAGAACAGCCCCUUCGAGCGCAAUCUAUACGAGCUGUCAGAGUGGGCGUACGGUAUAGUGCAGCACAUCGACGCGGCGCAACACUUCGCGCUGCCCUUCACGUCGCGCCUGCGCGUUGUCAUGGAGUUCCUGCCACUGCGCAGAUUUCUACUGGUUUACCCCGAAGAAGACUAUUUGGACAUGCGGUUUAGAUUUACACAGAACUACAUUAAAUGUACUGAGAAAUGCAGCGAAGGGCCCUGGUAAUAGAGGUUAUAUAAAUAUUACCAGAUCUACAACAAAACGGUAUUUAGCACUUAGACACAAGUUUAAGAAACAUAAAGUAUAGCUUGACAAGGAUAUUGUGGUAGACACAUAGAACAUGGCUAGGUGUUAAAAAGGCCAUAUUGAAGCAGUAGGGACUUUCCAUGCUACGUUCUCCAAAAAUAAUAUGGAUGGUGCUGUAAAGAUUUUCCUUCGUUUAACCUUCUAAUUUUAUGGAUAACAGACAUGCAUCAUCCACGUAAUAGAAAAAAGAGGUUGGAAAAGCCCUAACGCGCAUUUUGUAUGAGAACAGCUGUCGCCGGUCAACCCCACUCUCUUUUACUACUACUCCAGCGAACUACGAUAGCUCUACUGCUUCUUAAAUUCCAUAGCUACUUUACAAACAAUGUAUAUUGUUUAUUAUAUGCUGCAAUAUUAUUAAUACUUUUCGUAAUAUUUACUGCAUACAAAAGUUUUUUUUUUCUUUUGACAUAUAGGGUGUUAGUGACAACUUUGAGGGGUGAUUCAGGCCAUGAUUCUGAGUAGAUAUCAAGUGGAAUUUUCCGUCGUAAACAGAGAACGGAAAAUAAUUAAAAAAAAAACAAAAUCCAUUUGUUAUCAACGCAGAAUCACGGUCUGAGUCAUCCAGCUCAAUAUUUGUUACGAUGUUACUAACACCCUAUCUAUUUGUAUGGCUACUUGUAUGUACUGGUACAGGGUGUAAGUGACAACGUAACAAAUACUGAGGGGGAAGGUUCAUCUCAUUAUUCUGACUUAAUAUCAAGAGGAAUUUUCCAUCGCAAAAGUAUAGUAUUGAAAAUAUUUUUAAUAAACAAAACAAUACAUGAAUUUUGCGACGGAAUAUUCCACUUGAUAUUAACUCAGAAUAAUGGUCUGAAUCAUCCCCCUUAGUAUUCGUUACGAUGUCACUAACAUACUAGCUGUCACGAUGUCACUAGCUGAUCAUACUAAGGUUUUUAGCUUUCCUGUUAUACGGAAGGACCUCCGUUCAUGCAAGUCGAUAUUUAACUUUUGGCCUGCAAGUUAUAAUGCACAAGACGACCUUUUUUUAUUGACGUAUUAUUUUGUCACUGUCGAUUAUCAUAAUCGUUUACAACUUGCCUAAGGCCCCUGGUGCUUUUAGGAGCAUGGCAGCCUAGCAAAAUUAUCAAAUAAUGUUUUAUUUUUUUAUUUUUAUCUACUAUGUAUUUGCCAACGUUGCUUGGCUGUCAAAUUCUUAAAAUGCUAAACGCCGCUUUUUUGUGGCAAGACAUGUCAUGACAAAAAUGUCAUUACAAAAAUCUUUUAUAUCUCAUGUUUUACGUCGAUGUUGCUUUAAUUGUGUAAAUAUGUUUUCAUUGAUUGGAAUAAAAAAAUCUACCGACAGUCGUUUUAUUUUUUGCUAUUAUCCCCACGCAG
Molecule: messenger RNA, 2373 nt
Organism: Pectinophora gossypiella (pink bollworm)
Lineage: Eukaryota; Metazoa; Arthropoda; Insecta; Lepidoptera; Gelechiidae
Exons: 9
Coding region: 61-957 (298 amino acids)
Source: RefSeq, a predicted model, not a curated record